ACGGUGAACGUCACAACGAAGCAACUACAUGAAUACAGAUAUAUGUACUUUGCAUGUAGAGUUUGCGUCUGUGUGACGUUGCUGGCCGGUUUUGCAUGCAAGGAAAUCUUUCGGGCCGUGCUUUUUUCGCGUUGAGGGAUGGUGGGACUCAGGAAUGGUCGUGCAGUAAUUUGCACAAGAUCUCCUGGCCCUAACUCUAUUCCACAGACAAGUGGAGGUUUUUUUCGCUUCGUACGUAUGUUACAUCACGUCCUAUCAAACGGAUUGUGGAUGUCUUCUUCCAGUGACGUAAACAUACCAGGGGCGUUGUACAUCACUUUACAUGCAUGCUUUGUAUAGGUUAUAGAUUUGGUAGGCUGGAGAACACGGUACAAAGACAGCGGACAGCUAUAUGGCGGUGCUACCUGGCGGCUAUGGUGCCGUCUUGUUCGCUCUGUUGGCCACCCUGCUCUGCGCCGUCGCUCGGCGGUUGAUAGGUAAAUUCCUGCCAGCGGGGGGCUGCGCUAGGCGAUAUGCCGGGGAGGUCGUGUGCACGUUCCAACUCGUUACGGGGAUGUUGGAAGGAGACGUGGUUAUGGAGGAGAAUGGCUUGGUGGCCUACAUGGUUUACUUGUGGUUUCUGUUUGUUCUUUUGGGAUUCACUUUCGAUGACGACUGCUCAGCUAACCUCGGGCUGGCCUGGCAGGCCUGGCUUCGAGGCGACAUCGAUGCCACGGAUGCCAUUAGUACUUCUGUCGCCCAAGUUCUCGGCGGCCAACUAGCCUUUCCUUACGCCAAGCGGCUCUGGCGGACGGCCCCCACUGCACGCCACGGCAUAAAGUGGCAGGUCAUGAUACAGGAGCAAUGCAGCUCGGCGCUGCAGGCGUCCCUGCAGGGCGGCAUAGUGGCCGAGGCCCUCGCCACGCUGGUGUACUUCGCGGCAAGACGGCAUCUGAUGCCGCGGGGGAAAAUGAGAAGCAUUGCAUUCGACUCGACCGUCCAAGUUGUCAUAAUUGCUCUAGGUCUAGAAUGGACAGGGAUGAUGUUUAAUCCCGCCUUAGCUGCUGCCUUGACCUUCAACUGUCGCAAUCACCCCGUAGGCGAGCACCUUAUGGUCUACUGGGUGUCACCCCUGGCAACCAUCGCUCUGUUGCAUGCUGUGACCACGCGGGGACCAGCGAUACCUGUAACCAAUGGCACAAAGAAGGAAGAGGCGAAAUCAUUGUGACGAGUUGAUUUUUAUCACGUGUUUUUCUCAGUUGCUGCAUUGUCGAUCGAGUUUGGGAUAAUUUACACUUAAAACUUUCAUUGAACAAUUUCUUAACAUUUAAACUCAUCCACGCAAGUAAAUCCUUGCAAACCCAGGCUAAAGUACUUUUUCUACAGAAGCACAAAUGGGGACGACUUCAAUUAAGGGGGGGGGGUUGACAUUUGGAGGCUUUUGUGAAGCGCAAGGAUUAACUGCUCCGACUGUAUCUGCGUUGAUAAUUACAAUAAAAAUAUUAUCAUUUGAUACUAACAACUGGUAUUAAAACCGUCCGAUAUCUGCAUGUCGGUAAAAAGCUUCGUGACGAUUUUUCAUUUUUCAAAUAUGAUAUCUUUUAAAACCACUGAACGCGUAAUGCAUAUUCCUCUCAUCCACGAAUGCUACUUCCUGUUUAUUGUGUUUUACUUACUAGGUGUAUUGCCA
Molecule: messenger RNA, 1669 nt
Organism: Acanthaster planci (crown-of-thorns starfish)
Lineage: Eukaryota; Metazoa; Echinodermata; Asteroidea; Valvatida; Acanthasteridae
Product: aquaporin-12-like
Cellular component (GO): cytoplasm
Molecular function (GO): channel activity
Source: RefSeq, a predicted model, not a curated record